CACACACACACACACACACACGUGAAAUGUGAUGAGUCACCUGACUUCAGUCUAUUUUGCCUUGUCUUAAUUUGUAGACAGUACAACUCUUCCAUCUCUGAAAGAUUUUUAUUUCCCCCAAAGGAUAGCACAUUGUUUAAAACCAUCCUCUGGCUUGGACUGCAGCUCUCUGGAUACAAAAGCAAAAUACCCACUGCAGCCUUGAAGAUCUAAGGGUUUUACUCAUCUCCCGGUCUUUUGUUUUUUUCAAAGCACAUCUCUUUCUCUCGUGAAAGAGAACAUCCAUCCUCUUCUGGCAAUGCUUUCGCAGAAAUGGUUGGGGUUUCUUUAUUUCACUUUCUAUUUGUGGGCAAACGUCUUGUUUCUUCUUCAAGGUUGCUUGGCAUGCAAAUCUGAAGCAAGGCUGUUUCACAAACUCUUCUCUCAUUACAACCACUAUAUCAGACCUGUGGAGAACGUGUCCGAUCCAGUUACAGUAUAUUUUGAAGUGGCAAUUACACAGCUUGCAAAUGUGGAUGAAGUCAAUCAGAUUAUGGAAACCAAUCUAUGGCUACGACAUAUUUGGAAUGACUAUAAACUACGAUGGAAUCCACUGGAAUAUGAUGGGAUUGAGUUUGUCCGGGUGCCAGCAGAUAAAAUUUGGAAACCGGAUAUUGUAUUAUACAAUAAUGCUGUUGGAGAUUUUCAGGUUGAAGGCAGGACCAAAGCUCUUCUCAAAUACGAUGGUACCAUCACUUGGACACCACCUGCCAUCUUUAAAAGCUCCUGCCCCAUGGAUAUUACCUUCUUCCCCUUUGAUCACCAGAACUGUUCGUUAAAAUUUGGAUCAUGGACUUAUGACAAGGCAAAAAUUGACCUUCUAAUUGUCGGUUCCAAAGUGGAUAUGAAUGACUUUUGGGAGAAUAGUGAAUGGGAAAUAAUCGAUGCUUCUGGCUAUAAGCAUGACAUCAAGUACAACUGUUGUGAGGAGAUCUAUACUGAUAUAACCUAUUCAUUUUAUAUCCGAAGGCUACCCAUGUUUUACACCAUUAAUCUGAUUAUCCCUUGUCUGUUCAUUUCAUUCCUGACUGUACUGGUUUUUUACCUUCCUUCUGACUGUGGAGAAAAAGUGACGCUGUGCAUCUCUGUCCUACUUUCUUUGACUGUGUUCCUGUUGGUAAUUACAGAGACAAUUCCCUCUACCUCCCUGGUAAUUCCACUGGUGGGAGAAUACCUGCUGUUCACCAUGAUAUUUGUGACUCUCUCUAUUGUCGUCACUGUGUUCGUACUGAACAUCCACUAUAGGACUCCGAUGACACACACGAUGCCCAGUUGGGUCAAAACAGUUUUCCUCAGUCUCUUGCCCAAAGUUCUGAUGAUGAAGAGACCUGUGCAGAAACACAUUGAAACCAAACCUAAAAAACCCACCAAAGCUGGCCAUGCCAGUAAAUCCAGCAAGCCAAAAGCAAAUGACUCUGGAGAAGUGAAAGGCCACAAUGAGCACAGGUGUUGCCACUGUGACAAACCCAGCGAACCGGCCACUGGUAAAAAAAGGAGACCCAGUCACCAGUCUGCAAAAUGGGCAGCCGAGCAGUUAGAAUAUUCUCCUGAGGUCAAAGAAGUCAUGAACAGUGUUCAGUUCAUUGCAGAAAACAUGAGGAGCCAGAAUGAGACGAAAGAGGUAGAAGAUGACUGGAAAUACGUUGCCAUGGUCAUUGACAGAGUGUUCCUGUGGGUGUUCAUCAUUCUCUGUGUAUUUGGGACUGCAGGAUUAUUCAUGCAGCCAUUGAUAGCAGACACAUAAUGCACCGGUAAUCCAAGUUUGGCUUGAAAUCGAUCACUUCAGGCGCUGCCUCUGCACCCUCACACACUAUCAGUUUUAUAUUCAAGUCAGUCAUCUGGCAACUGAUAACAGAAUGUCAGCUUCACCUUAGGCCAAAUGAGCAGUGCCCUGUCUUCCUUAUUUUCUUGCAAUCUGUUAAGCCAGGGUUUUUCAACCUUCAGAUAACCCUUUCCCCAUUGACUUAACUGCUGAGGGACUCUUCUACAUCUACUAUUAAACCCUGUCUUGUUGCAAAGGAUUCUGGGGCAGGUUUAUGCCCCAGUGUAGAAUAUGCACUGCCUAUUGGGCCUCACCACUGCUUCUUGUGAGCUAAAAGUACACCGUGGAACAUGCCCAGUACUCCUCAGUGGCUGCACAUUGCUUCUCCAUGGUUCCUGUUCUAUUUAUUGAAGAGCUCCUGAUAAGUUUCCAAGAAACACAGCUCAAAAACAACUGUGUUAAGCAAAUCAGGGUCAGCCUGUCCAUGAGGCGAAGUGAGGCAACAGCCUCAGGUAGAGGAUUAGUGGGCAGUAGGGGCCACCAUCUGCCUCUGCUGUCUGCUGCUCACCUCUGCUCAGAAUGGAAUGGAAGAGGAACGCUGAAGAAGAGGAGACUGGUGGCCUGCAACCUCUUUCCUCCACAUUUCUUCUUCAGCUGCAUUCCCAUGUUCUUUUGAAAAUCCAGAAAGUGCAGGAGGAGGAGGAGCAGCAGCAGCAGCAACGGUGGCUCUUUGCACCUAAAGGUAAAGGUAAAGUGUGCUGUCGAAUCAGUGUCGACUCUUGGUGACCACAGAGCCCUGUGGUUGUCUUUGGUAGAAUACAGGAGGGGUUUACCAUUCUCUCCUCCUGCGCAGUACGAGAUGAUGCCUUUCAGCAUCUUCCUAUAUCGCAGCUGCCCGAUAUAGGUGUUUCCCAUAGUCAGAAUACCAGCGGGGAUUCGAACCGGCAACUUCUGGCUUGGUAGUCAAGGCAUUUCCCCACCACGCCAUUAGCUGGCUUCUACACCUACUGGCAUGCUUUUCACCUACGUAAGGGGAAUGACAUUUAGGGCAGUACAGUGCUGCACACUACAAGGUAAGAAGGGACAGGUAACAGAGGCAGCAGAAUUUGGCACCCAGUCUCAAGCACUGGAAGAAGCAAGGAAGAAGCGUUUUUUGGGUUGUUGUUUUUAAGGUCAAAUGGAAGAGAAAAAACAAACAGUGCCAUGUGUUUAGGAGAGGAGAUCCUCAUCAUUUCAUGUUCCCAAACAUCUUACAAGCAGAACCCACAGGACAUGAGCUGUCUUUAUUAGGGCCUAUUUCUUGGGGCUUUUCUGACCUCUAUCCUGGAAGAGAAAACCAUUCAUGAUCAGACAGGGUAGACAGAGAUAAAAUUUUCUCCCUCUCUCACAACACGAGAACCAGGGGCCACCCCAUGAAACUGAAGGUUGGGAAAUUUAGGACCGACAAGAGGAAGUACUUUUUCACACAGUGUAUAAUUAAUCUAUGGAAUCCUUUGCCAUGGGAUGCGGUGAUGGCCACCAGCUUGGAUGGCUUUAAAAGGGACUUAGACAGAUUAAUGGUGGACAGGUCUAUCAAUGGCUACUAGUCUGGUAGCUGUGGGCCAUCUCCAGCAGCCUCAGAGGCACGAUGCCUCUCAAUACCAGUUGUAGGGGAGCAACAGCAUGAGAAAGGGCAUGCACAUACCUCUUGCCUGUGGGCUCCCCAGAGGCAUCUGGUGGGCCACUGUGUGAAACAGGAUGCUGGACUAGAUAGGCCUUGUGCCUGCCAGCAGGGCUGUUCUUAUGAUCUUAUCAGCCGAGGGAAGUCACCCACUGCAAAAAAGUGACACAUUAAUACCAUUCUGAGAAACAUUAAUGAUGUAAUUCCCAGUAGACUUCAGCUCCAGAGCAAAUACCAAUCAUAUCUAUGUUUAUUAACUUUCCUUAAAUAUAUUUUCAUGUGCUUUUUAUGCUUAUUUCAUACACAUUCGACAUUAAUUAUUAAAACAUAAUCUAGUAUCAUGUUGGAUUUGCAUUCUUUUUUUGUUACAGAGGAAAUUUGAAUUUGGUAAUCUUGCUAUGGAUUUCCUGAAUAUCUGUGAUACUGUUACAAAAAUGGAGGGCUCUCCCCAUUUUCCCAGGAGACCUACUUUUUCAUUCAUUCAUUCAUUCCAUUCCAUUUAUAUAUCUCCCAAUCCAGACAGCUCAAGGCAGUUCACAACAAAACAAGUAUUUGUUUAUUUAUAAAUAUUCAAGUUGAAUAUGUUGGACUCAAUCAGACUCCUAAAGCUGGCAGCAUGGCCACUAAUCCUGCAUCAGGCCCCUAAAGAGCAACAACUCUUCAAGGAUGCUUCACCUGCAAUUGGCUACUACAAAUCACAGCUCUCUUGCACUCAGUCACUCUCUAGCCUAACUUAAAAUGGCUUCUUUAUCUGCCAUCAACUCACAUGCAAAAUACUGAUCUCAGAUGACACCCUACAGGUAGAUUGUCCAUUAAGGAAACCUCUCCAGUUAGGAAUAUAAGAAUAUAGCAAGCUGCCAUAUACCGAGCCAGCCCAUUGGUUCAUCUAGCUCGGUAUUGUCUGCACAAACUGGCAGCGGCUUCUCCAAGGUUGCAGGCAUGAGUCUUUCUCAGCCCUAUCUUGGAGGUGCCAGGAAGGAAACUUGGAACCUUCUGCAUGCAAGCCUAAAGAUCAUCUUCCCAGAGCUGCCCCACACCCUGAGGGGAAUAUCUUACAGUGCUCACACAUGUAGCACUCCCAUUCAAAUGCAAACCAGGGUGGGCCCUGCUUAGCAAAGGGGACAAUUCACUAUCAACUGAACACAACUAACUGCUAGCAAGCAAGCAAAAUAUGGUUGCUUCAACAGCUACUGCAUCAUCGUUGUUGGGUUGAGAGGCAGCCUUGUGUUUGAUUGGUGAAUGGCUGGUUUUACCCAUGGAAGAGAUCUCUUUUAUAAGAUAACUAAUGUGAAAUGCUUUGAAAACUCAAAAGUACCAUACAAAUACCUAUUUAUUGUUGUUAUUCUACAUGUUUGGAAGUCCUAGAGGAGAUUGUUGCACAGUACCAACAUCAGGUGUAGCCAAGGGGUAUAAAUAGAGGGCAGGGUUGUGGAUGCCAAUCUCUGCCUAUUUUUGCAAAUUGGAUAAUGUAACACUGGCACUGUGGUUUGCUUGUAUUUGUCUAAGGAAGACUCUUCGCAGGAGAGAAACAUGUCUAUGAAAUAUGUUAAGCAUGCAAAAUAUAUAGAAUGCUAUAUUAUACACACUCAGAAUGACCAUAAUCCAAUACCGUUAGGUAUGCUUAAACCCACAGAAACAAAUGGGCUUAAAUAUGCCUGACUGGUUGCUGGAUUAUGACCAAUACAAUUCUGAACUUUAGUAUUUGCUGAAAUCACAAUGGGCAGCAUCCAGACUAAGUGAGUCAUGAUUACAUCCCAUGGAAAUGAAUGAGACUUAAAUUAGUCAUAAAGAACUUGCCAUUGAUUUCAAUGGUGCUUAGUCAUAACUAAGUAGCCUGGAUGCUGACCAAUAUGUAUUAUUUGGCUUGUAAUAUGUAUGUACCUUUUCCCUAAUCACGCUUUAAAUAGCUUGAAAUAAAAUUCAUAAUUAAUAAAUUUUAAAAGGUAAUUUAAUUAGUUUUAGCUUUAUGCAAAGUGAUUUAAAAUAGUUGUAGAAGUUUCCGUAUUAAGAAUUUAAGGGACCAAUAUUUUUUUCAUGUACAUUGUUACUUCUAUUCAUACACAAAGAGGCCACUGUUCAUUUCAGAUUUUCCCACAUCCCACAAUCUAUCAUUUUCCUCCCCCACCCUCCCACAAAUACAUGCAAAAAUGAAAAACUUCAUUUAAGUGGUACAUACUUGUGGUCAAUUGGUCUGGAGACAUGUCUCCUAAUUUCUUCCUUCUUUAGGAUUACCAACCAAUCAACCAGUAUUUUACCGGCUGGUAAUGCUGGGGUCUGAAAGUUAAUAGUUUCUCCUGUUUCUGCAAGGCUUCUCCCAUGAUCCACCAGAUUGUUUCCGGCUCCAUCCAAGUUUUGCCCUAGCUCUUCCCAGGCCAUAACAAAUUCUGCCCUGGCCUCAUCAGCUUCCGCACUGCCUCACUUUGCCUCUGCCCUUCCUAUUGUUAGCAGGGUUAACGAAUCAGCCAAUCACACAGGGCUAAGAGUUUCUUUUUAAUGCCUUACUGUUGUAAACAACUGCAGACAAUGCUGUGCAAUGAAGUGCUAAGGGUAAAGAGAUCAGGGAAAAGAAGUAAUGAGGCAGGAAAUCUCUAGAAUUCAAACAGAGAACUAGAAUAGAAAACAAUCCUAACGAACGGGUAACUCAUAAAGCGGCAACUAACAGUGGUAGGUUACAGAUCCACCUGCUGGCUGGAGGAGCAAUUUUAUGCUCCUGUGGGACAUAGGAACAAGAACAUAUGAAACUGCCAUAUACUGAGUCAGACCAUUGGUCUAUCUAGCUCAGUAUUGUCUUCACAGACUGGCAAUGGCUUCUCCAAGGUUGCAGGCAGGAAUCUCUCUCAGCCCUAUCUUGGAGAAGCCAGGGAGGGAACUUGAAACCUUCUUCUCUUCCCAGAGCGGCUUCAUCCCCUGAGGGGAAUAUCUUGCAGUGCUCACACAUCAAGUCUCCCAUUCAGAUGCAACCAGGGCAGACCCUGCUUAGCUAUGGGGACAAGUCAUGCUUGCUACCACAAGACCAGCUCUCCUCAACUUGGUUUGUUUUACAUUUCAUUGCUUUCCCAAUAUCAGUUUCUUCUGUCUGCCAACGAACUACCAGUAGCAGGGUGUGCAGUUCAGUCCGAAUUCAGAUCAAAUUCAGACUGGACCAUGGUCUGACUGAACCAGCUCGAACCAGUUCACCACUUUGAGUGCCUGUAAAGGGGAAUCCAGUGAGGAAUCCUUUGCUUCCAAAGGUCAUAAAAGGGGGGGGACGGUAAGAGCAGAGGCGGAGCCACUGUUGUGCAGUUGGGUUCAAAGAACCUGGGCCGGCAAUGAGAAAGGCCGCCGGAGCCCACAGCGGGGCAUGGCUCGGGCUCUGGAGAGCCCCGAGCAAGCUCUCCCCUGCCCACACCUGUAAUGUCAUGCGCAGGAUCCGUCACUAGAGGGGCUGUCGGGCGGUGCCAGACACAAACCACCAUUCAGCUGGCUCUGUGACUGAGUGAGAGGCGCCUUUAAAACAAAAAGACAAGGAGCUUAUUGGCAGGCCUGUGCAGCACUCCCCUCACCCUCUCAGCAGCGGAAGGCAUUCAUGGAGGCCAUUCGUGUGCUGCCGCUUUCAGCUUUAAAGGCUCCCCCCUCUCUCUCACCACUCCCCUGCCUUUGGAAGCAAAGGGGGAUCCUCACCGGAUUCCUCUUUAAUAGGCAUUUGAACCGGUGAGCCAGUCAGAAGACGAAACAGGUUUGGUCUGGUUUCACUGGGGCUGGGCUGGUCCACGAUCAAACCAGUUCAACCGGCCUGGUUUGCUGCACACCGGUUCGAUUGCGGACCGGUUCAGCACACUCCUACAUGCCAAAUUCUGCCUGGUUUGGCAUCACUUCUCAAGCUCCACUGAAGGGGGCAGCCACUUUGAAAUCAAAUAACAACUCUAUUUUCCCUGGCUAUGGCCCAGCCCAUACUUCUUUAUUUUGUUUAUGUAAGGAGAUUGUGAUGGCAUUGUAUCAAGACCCAGACACAUUGUCCAUUUGGGGACUAGCUUUGAACAGUGGCACUAAGGGGCGAAUGUUUAACCCAGUGCUGGUCCAUGACAUAUUGAUGCCUGAACUGACACCAUCUUCCUUUCUCUUUACACACACACACACAUUAUUUCCUUCUUUCAAACUUCUCCCCUUUCCUAAUGGAAAAGAAAAUAAGAGGGCAAGGGGAAAUAGUGUGGUGCCAUUUUGCUUUCCUUGCUCUAUAGGCCAUAUAUGAGGAGGGUAUUGGGUGGGCUGCCAUCUUUGCCCCAAGAACUGGCCUACAGCCUGCUUCAUGGUAGGGCAGGCUCUGCUUUAACCUUUUCCCAGUGCUGUUUUCCCAGUGGGAACUUCCCCCAUCCCCACACUCCUUGAAGCUACUAUUAGCCUCAUGGAGGAAGUGGGGGAAGACCAGUUUCCCUGAUACAAUUUGCGGGUCCCAAUGGCAGUUUUUACGCAUAAACACAGAUAUCAGGAGUCAGGAGAUGUUAAUGUGGGUCCCUGGCUUCAUGUUUAGAUUGUGAGCCCUUUGGGGACAGGGAGCCAUUUUAUUUAUUUAUAUCUAUGUAAACCGAUUUGGGAGCUUUUGUUGAAAAGCGGUAUAUAAAUAUCCGUCGUAUUCAUCGUCAUCAUAUAUGUAGUUUGGCCCUUUGAGCAGUAAUUAGGCUUGUCUGCUUUACAGGCAGUUCAACCACUUUAUGAUCCUGUUUCAAAGUCCUCCUCCUUUUUUGAAAACCAGAUACAAUUUGUUGGUGGCGGACAGGGUGGAAGGAUGUUGUGGGUGUGCACUGUAGCCAAAUUCAACUUCUACUGGGGCAUGGAGAGUUUUGGCGGAGUUUUUUUUAAUGGCAUCUGCAAUGUUGAGAGGAGAAAGUGUAUAUGCAUGGGAAAUAAAGUAAAGGUAAAGUGUGCUGUCAAGCAUGGGAAAUACAAAGGCUGAAAUCUAAACUAAGACAGUGCUGACGCUCCCAGGAAGAGGCAAUUUUUGUUGAUCUCCCCUUCCCUCCACAGCCCACUGAGGGAUAUGGCCCUGAGGGUCACAUGAUGUCAGCCGAAGAUAUCAAGGCACUGAGGAUUAAAAAACAAACGAAAUGUGGCUCCUAAGAAGGGCCUUGCUGGAUCAGCCCAUGGGAUCCUGCCCAUAGAAUUUGCCUAACUCUUUUUAAAGCCUUCUAAGCUAGUGACUAUCUCCUUCUGGCAGUGAAUUCCAUGUAAAUGAUGAGUUGUGUUUAUUCAUUUGUUUAUUUUAAAGGUACUUCUAGGGCCAGAGUUUUAGUCUGGACAUCUCCUAGGCACUAUUUCCCAAACUUUUGGCAGCCAAGGUACGGUCCCCACCCACCCGCAGUUAAUGAGAGCUGGAGACACACUUCAUUCUUGCAACCAAAAAUAUGUACUUGUGUGAUUUAUCCACAAAAACACACCUCCUGUGUUUUGUAUGUGAUCCACUUUUCUAGACAUGUCUCUUAAGUGGAAAGAGGCAAACCCCCAACAGCAUUGUAUUCUGCUCCAUCUCUGCUUUGGAAGUGACUGAAUGAACCAGUCAUCCCCAAUGCAGAAUACAGCAGACUGGUUCAAAUUAACAACCACCAGAACAGUUAAUUAAUCAGAGAUGCAGCAGGCAACUUCCUCUGUGGGUGGGUGCUUUGGGCUCACAGUCACAUGCUAGUACCUUGGAACACAAUUUGGGAAUUACUGCACUGAUGAAAAGAGGGGCAUUUGUGUCAUACGAGCUGUGUACUAUAUGGGAAUGCCACAGGAAUGUCAUUUGUAUAUCAGUAUUUGAAUGGUGUAGUAGUGUAUAUGUUGGCUUUUAACAUAAACUACCCUGUGCACUCAAAAUUAAAUUAUGUACAAGAAAUGUAUGAAUGGGAUUGUUGAAUUAGACUAUUUAUUAAUAAAGGUUCUGU
Molecule: messenger RNA, 9358 nt
Organism: Hemicordylus capensis (graceful crag lizard)
Lineage: Eukaryota; Metazoa; Chordata; Lepidosauria; Squamata; Cordylidae
Gene: CHRNA6
Product: cholinergic receptor nicotinic alpha 6 subunit
Exons: 6
Coding region: 299-1783 (494 amino acids)
Biological process (GO): regulation of membrane potential; signal transduction; nervous system process
Cellular component (GO): synapse; postsynaptic membrane; neuron projection
Molecular function (GO): transmembrane signaling receptor activity; acetylcholine-gated monoatomic cation-selective channel activity
Source: RefSeq, a predicted model, not a curated record